AUGACGAUCUAAAUUGCAGGUUCAAUGAUAUUUGAAGAUACAUCAAAUUAAUAUAUUAGUAAUCUAAGUUAAAAAAUCCCUGAAAUAAAAAAAAAUCAAAACAAAAAAAAAACUUGUGUAUAAAUGUCUUAUAUAUCUUCUGAAAGGACAUCUCUUUCUUAUAUUGAAUAAGAAGAAGCUUUGGUAUACUUUUAAAAGCUUGACAGAGAAAAAAAAAACUCAAUAACUUUUAACGAUUGCCUUUAGGCUAUCUAAUUAUAUGCCAGAAGAGAUUUUUCUGAAAAUGAAAUCGAAGAAAUUAGAUAGAUCAUCUCUAGCGCUAGGGUAACUAAAAUCUAAUAUCUCCAAAUAAUUGAACAAAUUCAUCAACUAAAUUAAUCAAAAUGCACUAUUAAAUUAGGAGAAAAAUUCUUAAUUGACAACUUUUCAAAGAAAGAAAUUAAAACAUUCGUUAAUGAAUGGUAGAAAGUUGAUGAUAAUUUACAGGGUCACCUCUCCUUGUAAUUCACACGUAUUGUGAUAGAAAAUGUACUCCAACAUUACUAAGACUCUAAUGCCAAUGACUCAGAUAUUAAGAGCCUAUUCAUAGAAAAAGCAAGCUCAGAAAAAAUUUUCUUUGAAGAAUAUAUGAAUUUUAUUUCAGCAUUCCUUAAGAAGAAGAAAUACAGAUUCAGCUCUAAAAAGAACAAUAAUGUUUGCGCUUGCUCUAUUUUCUGA
This is a messenger RNA of Tetrahymena thermophila SB210, 717 nucleotides long. RefSeq lists its product as hypothetical. The transcript has 5 exons. Gene Ontology annotation, molecular function: calcium ion binding. The record is from RefSeq and is a predicted model, not a curated record. NCBI's taxonomy places the organism in Eukaryota, Ciliophora, Oligohymenophorea, Hymenostomatida, Tetrahymenidae.